AUGAACCCACAACGUAGCAACCAGACCAGCGAUGAGUCUGGGGUCUCCCGCGUUGCGCCAACUUCCCUCGCCGAUAUAGAACUGACAAACCACUUGUCCGAGAUAAUUGACACGAGGCGAAAUGAGGAGCUGGAGUCCCGACUUCAAAUCAACCGUGAUGCAGCACCACUGGAUGUCCUGGCCAGAGUCCUCAGCCUCAAUUCAACGGCCAGUGGUUUAUCGUCAUUUACGAUGUCGAAUCAGCUUGGUCACCCAGAAGCUGUGGGCUUUAGAGCAAUCGGCUUUGGUCAGUGCGGUAUCAUAUUUGAAAGGCCUGGUCGAGGUUACGUGAUCAAAGUCGCAAGACCCUACUUCGAAGAGGCCCUAUGGAACGACCUCCAGGUGCAUGCGGCUUGCUACCAGGCAUUUGAGCGGCAGCAACCGCGUUUGGAAGUGAGAGUCCCUCGAGUGUUGUCUUAUGUUCCGCGAGCCAACAGAACUUGGUGGGAUACUCAUUUGCCUCUUUUCCCUCCCGAAAGGACGGCCUUUCCCCUCCCCUCUAUGGCGUUGAUGACAGAACGUAUUCUUCCAUUACCAAAGAUUGCGAGGCAGGCUCUCAUUAAUACCUACUGCCCGGCUCCCUCCCAGCUCGCUGCCAGCUCUGAGCCCACAAACCGCGAUUGCCUGGCCCGUAUCUACCUCGGCCGUCGACGCCCGCUGAUCCGUCCACCACUGGCCAACUUCACCCUGAGGAAUUUUAGUCUCUUCUUGGACCAAAUGGUUGAACUUCAGUUUCCGAUUCAUGAAUACGCUUAUGCCAUCGGUGAAGCAUUGGCUGUGAUCCACUGGUCCGCACACCUUGACGCAUUUGACGUUGAGUUUGUCCUUGGCAGCGAAAGAGAAUCUACAUGGGACAGUUCUAUACAUCUCGCCCUGGGAGACAUCGGAGAAGCGCUCUCGGCAAUGCCGCCUCAUACAGAUAUUGAGACCUUGCUAGCUGUGAAUUUCAAGCGACGUACGACGCGUCUCUGGGUUCUGGACUUCAAUCUCUGCAGUACCUGGCAGGAGAAACAAGCCUUGGAUGAACCAGAUAAUUUGAUUGAGCAACUGGUUCACGCAUUCAUCGAGAACGACCCCUACUAUCCACGGCCGCUCGCAGAUCUGGAAACCGACCAAGAACUUUGGCGAGUAUUUUCUUCUGCAUACCACAAGAAGGCAACCAACAUCUUGUCAGUGCCAGGAAGGGAAGCCAGAAUAUCCGAAUUGCCCCAGAAAUUUCUGGAUGCCUGUGUGCUGAAGCAGAGAGGGUGA
This is a messenger RNA of Penicillium paradoxum, 1290 nucleotides long. RefSeq names its product zinc finger protein. Lineage: Eukaryota; Fungi; Ascomycota; Eurotiomycetes; Eurotiales; Aspergillaceae. Bases 1 to 1290 code for a protein of 429 amino acids. The transcript has a single exon. The record is from RefSeq and is a predicted model, not a curated record.